AUGAGGUUCCUUCUGAUCAUUGCAAUUCUGCUGUUCCAGAAGCCCACAGUAACUGAACAACUUAAAAGAUGCUGGAAUCAAUAUGUACGAGGAUACUGCAGGAAAAUAUGCAAAGUAAGUGAAAUACGUGAAGUACAAUGUGAAAAUGGGAAAUAUUGUUGCAUCAGUAUCGUGGAACUGGAAGCACGUAGAAAAAUUCCAAAGCCAACUCGUCCAAAGCCAAUUACAUAUGCAAUGACUUUUCCUCAAGAUUAUUAUGCAUAUCUAGGAUAUUAUUUAAUCCCCAAGACAAAUUAUACUAAAUCAAGUAUAAUUCCCCAUUGA
Molossus molossus (Pallas's mastiff bat) is the source of this 324-nucleotide messenger RNA. RefSeq names its product defensin beta 127 (gene DEFB127). Bases 1 to 324 code for a protein of 107 amino acids. The record is from RefSeq and is a predicted model, not a curated record. Gene Ontology annotation, cellular component: extracellular region. The transcript is spliced from 2 exons. NCBI's taxonomy places the organism in Eukaryota, Metazoa, Chordata, Mammalia, Chiroptera, Molossidae. Gene Ontology annotation, biological process: innate immune response.